Molecule: messenger RNA, 264 nt
Organism: Aspergillus tanneri
Lineage: Eukaryota; Fungi; Ascomycota; Eurotiomycetes; Eurotiales; Aspergillaceae
Gene: SDC1
Product: DPY30/SDC1 family protein
Exons: 2
Coding region: 1-264 (87 amino acids)
Source: RefSeq, a predicted model, not a curated record
AUGGGCAGCGAGUCCACUCCCAACAGCGCCGCCGGAGCAGCAAAUACUCCUGCUGCUGAAUCAACCACCUCUAUCACGCAGCUUCGUCCAGGGGGAGCCCCUGCCCGAGUAUACAUGAACGAGAAGAUCGUGCCUUAUCUACUUGAGGGGAUGAAGAUGGUCACGAAAGAGCAACCUUCGAAUCCCCUUCGAGUCCUAGGCGAAUACCUAAUCCAGAAAAGCAACGAGAUCGAAGGUGGAGCAUCGAAUAAAUCGCCGGAGUAA